Messenger RNA from Notolabrus celidotus (New Zealand spotty), 5513 nucleotides. RefSeq names its product ubiquitin carboxyl-terminal hydrolase CYLD (gene cyld3). The record is from RefSeq and is a predicted model, not a curated record. Gene Ontology annotation, cellular component: cytosol. Gene Ontology annotation, molecular function: cysteine-type deubiquitinase activity; K63-linked deubiquitinase activity. The transcript is spliced from 17 exons. The coding region runs from base 125 to 3085 and encodes 986 amino acids. Gene Ontology annotation, biological process: positive regulation of extrinsic apoptotic signaling pathway; regulation of intrinsic apoptotic signaling pathway; regulation of mitotic cell cycle. NCBI's taxonomy places the organism in Eukaryota, Metazoa, Chordata, Actinopteri, Labriformes, Labridae.
UGUCAGUCAGCGCGCUUCCUGCUUCGCGGUGCGGUUUGUUAUUGAAGCGUAGCUCCUUUAAACUCGAAGGGAAAUGUUGACGGUGUGAGUUGAUGAAGUUGCAAUAUAGAAAACACGCUUCGAGAUGUCAGGGGCCCACGAGCAGAACAGGAAGCGACGCACCCCCAAAACGUUCUUGGUCUCGACCGGCCUGAAGGUCCAGGACCAGUUGGAAGGAACCAUUCGGCUCCAGCGGGGUUGGAUCUGCCAUGAGCAAGACGGGGCGAAGAGCAGAGGGGACUCUCUGUGGGUGAAGGUGUUGGACAAUGGUGUGGUGGUAAAACUAGAGAGGAAGUUCCUCCAUGAAGUCCCAACUGACCUCAGCGGCCUGCUGGAGCCUGUAGCUGACCCUGAACUCCGCCUCAAACUCCUCAGCAAUCCGGGGAAGUUACAGCAGCUGGUUAGUUUGUCUAUGGAUGCUUUACUUUGGGUCCAAAUAGGCCCUCAGGACGAGCUGGCCGAGGCAGAGCUGAAAUACAUUGGGCCUCUUACUAGAGGGAGUAAUGCUGUGCACUUUGGUGUGCAGCUCAAGGGUUCAGCGGCCGGUAAAGGAGACAGCAACGGUUCCUUCAGAGGUCACCGGCUCUUCAGCUGCCCUGAAGCCUGCGGCCUCUUUCUCCCAGUCAGCCACAUCCGGCUGCGCAGCUGGUCUCGAAACAACGUAUACGACGCUCAAGAAAGAGCCCGCGAGCGAGACCACCACCAACACCGCAUCAGCAACAACCACGCCAGCAACGGGCAUCACGGCAGCAAUGGCAACAACUCGAAUCAUCACCAACAGCAGCAGCAGCAGCAGCAUGGCCGCCACGUCAGCUUCCGUCAGCACCGUCCCAGCAGCCCUCCUCCGACGCACGCCGUGGGCAUCCUGUCUCGGACGGCGGAGUCUGCACCCGUCACGGCUCAGAACCAGGUCCAGGUGCGAGGUCCGGCGUCACCUCCUCCUUUCCAUGUCGGUCAGAGGGUGUGUUUCCCCCUGGAGGAUAACGUGCACGCCGGGGAGGUGCGCUUCUGUGGUCUCCUGCCUGGGCGCUCCUCUUCAGGGAUGUACGUCGGCAUCCUGACGGACCAGCCUGUUGGUAACUGGGACGGAUCUUAUAAGACAGAGAAGCUCUGCCACAUUCCUUCCCUUGAGUAUGGACUUCUACUGCCAGCCACCAAGGUUUCCUCAGAGUCUAAAUCUCCCCGUCACAACCUCUCUCAGCUCCCCAAACCCACCACGAGGCCAGCCCCGCCUUAUGUUACCAAACCAGGACAAAUCUCACCAACUGCCUCCGGUCCUAAAGUUGCCCUGAUGCCUCCCAACGCACGAGGAGUUAAACCUCCACCUCUGCCUCCACCCAAGCCCCUAAACAAACAACUGUCCUCUCCUCCAUUCCCGCCUCCUAAACCGCUCAGCCCAACAUCUCCGAUAGAAACGGAUUACCCACAGCACACCAACGGCGAGAACACUCCGUCUUCACCGCUGAGGUCGCCGGUCUUUGCUGAGGCAGCUGGGAACGAUGGAGAGGCGGGGAUGGUGGACGAGCUGGAGGUGGGGUCGAUGGUGGAAGUUAAUGACCCGCCUCUUUUUGGGGUAAUUCGCUGGAUUGGACGGAUCAGUGGGAUUACAGAGCCGGUGGCUGGGAUCGAGCUGGAUCAGGAGCUCUCUGCAGGGACAGAUGGCAGCUACCUCGGUGAACGGCACUUCAGAUGUCCGGCCAACAAGGGGCUGUUUGUGAAGCUUCGCAACUGUAGGCGGGACUCCAGGUUCCCCGCCCCUGAGACGCCUGUCAAUCAAGUUGAACGGUGCAACUCCAUAGCGUUUGCAGAGUGGGGCAGCGAGCGAGUGGAAGACCACACUCCUCCUGUGGACGGAGAAGAGGCCAGAGAGCUGUACGAGGGCUGGAAGAGAGGCAUUCAGGGUCACCUCAACUCCUGCUACCUGGAUGCUACUCUGUUCAGCCUGUUCUCCUGCUGCAGCUCAGCAGACUGGGUGCUGCUGUGGCCCUCUGACGCUGAAACAGAGCCGAACUCCGUUCAGGCUCAGGACCUGCUCCGGUGUGAGGUCGUCAAUCCCCUCAGAAGGUAUGGCUAUGUGUGUGCCAGUAAGACCAUGGCCUUAAGGCGACUGCUGGAGGCCCAGAACAGCGACAUGGGCUUCACCAAUCAGGAGAAAGAUCCCGAAGAGUUCCUCAACAAGCUUUUCCAGCUCCUCCGAGUCGAGCCGCUCCUCAAGAUCAGAUCGAUGACUCAUCAGCCUCAACAGUGUCACCUCUACCAGCUCUUCCCGCCCACACUCCCUUCCUCACCCUCCUCGCCUUCAACCAUCUCCCCCAUCCAGUCCCCUAUCCCCCUCUCCUCGCCACCGUCCAGUCGGAUGAGGGUCGCAAGCGUCCAGACUCUGCUGGAGUCCUCCUUCCUCCACUCGGGUCUCAAGUUCGUCGAGGCGCCAUCCUGCCUGCUGCUGCUCAUGCCCCGGUUUGGAAAGGACUUCAAAAUGUUUGACGCCAUCUUACCCACACAGAGCCUGGACAUCACAGACCUGCUGGACGACACUCUGAGACAGUGCAGCAUUUGCCAGGCUGUAGCUGAGUGGGAGUGUCUCCAGUGUUAUGAAGACUUGGACAUCACUCCAGGUCGUCUCAAACAGUACUGCAACACCUGCAACACACAGGUCCACAUUCACAAAAAGAGGGAGUCCCACACCCCAAUAAAGGUCUCCGUCCCUGAAGGAUCCUGGACCGGUUCUCUGCACAGCACCCGACAGCGGAUGUCUCUGUUCGCAGUGACGUGCAUCGAGACGAGCCACUACGUCAGCUUCGUCAAACACGGCCCCCUCCCCACGGACUGGCUGUUCUUCGACAGCAUGGCCGACAGAGAAGGUGGAGAGAACGGCUUCAACAUCCCUCACGUGAAGGCGUGUCCAGAGGUGGGACGCUUCCUCGGCCUAUCAGAGGAGGAGCUGAGCAGAGUGGACGCCGCUUCGUUACGAGAAUCCGCACGCCGCCUCCUGUGUGACUCCUACAUGUGUCUGUACCACAGCCCAGAGCUCAGCCUGUACAAGUGACCUAGACACACACAGACCCGAGUGUGUAACAACACACUGCCCUCUUUGUGUUAACCGUCAGGGCAAACAAUACAGGUCCAAAAUAUGACCACUGGAGGGACUAGUUCCCUUUUUUUCAAAAUUCAUAUACGAAGGUUCUCUGCUCUCUGCAGGAUGUAUCUUUGUUGAUCUUCAUCCUGGUCUUUGCCCCUUCACUUUAACACUCAAGUUAGAUAUAUGCAUCCCCUUUGCCAUUUCCUUACUCUUGUUUUUGUUUUUUUUGUUUUCUUCUUUUGGGCAUUUUCACCUUUAAUGGGUGGGACAGCUGAAGAGAGACAGGAAGUGAGGGGAGUGGAGAGUGGGGGAGUACAUGCAGUAAAUGGCUGGGGCUGGAAUCGAACCUGCGACCUCUAGGCUCUAGCCUCUAGGCAGUAGACCAAAAAAAACAAGUACAAUUAACAAAACAACUUGUUUGCUUGUGUUUAUGCGACUUCGUAUUAUAUUUACUUUUCGAACAAAAAAAAAAGUGGCAAUAUUUUUCUUAACGCUCUGCAGAAAAGCCAAGAAAAUGUGCCUUUUGUGUCUUCCUGCACAGAGAAUGGAGUUAUAAUUUGUGCAGUUCCACUCUAAGUGCAGCAGAUGCAACAGUCAUCAUCCAGAUGACUAAAAGACUCCCUGAGACGUCUUGUAAAACCACCAGAACAAAGAUCUAAGUAUUGUUAAGCAUAUAUGAUGUUUAGCAAUCUGCAUCAAAUGCAACUUUAGGGACUUAAAUUUGGCGUAUGUACAUUCUUUUUACAGAUAAUCAGCUCUAAUUGAGGACAUGAAGGCUCUCAUGAGAUUUCAGUGCAAUAUUACAUCAUCACAACUUUAUUUCUAUUUUAUUUAACCUUUAUUGAAACAGGAAGUCCCUUUUUUUCCUUUCUUUUUUUUUGAAGUUAUUUUUUUGGGGCAUUUUCACCUUUAAUGGUUAGGACAGCUGAUGAGAGACAGGAAAUGAGGGGAGUGGAGAGUGGGGGUGGACAUGCAGUGACACCCGCGACCUCUGCUAUGACGGCCAUAACCUCUGUACAAGGGGCGCACGCUUAGACCAAUAGGCCAACAGCACCCCAACCAGGAAGUCCCUUUGAGAUUAUAAUCUAUUUCUCCAGAGAGAUUUAUUGGUAUCAGCAUAUUUCCCUAAUUUUUAGAAGAAGAAAAUAACGGGGGAAAAUGUUGAAAAUCUGAUUUAGUUAGUCGACAGUGUCACAGUUACAUUUGUCCACCGCAGAGCGUUUACACAUUUAGAUUUGUACAGAAGGAAUCAUUUACACGGUGGUUUGUAUAAAACUAUUGGAUUCUUUUAUAUAUUUUUUCGGGCAUUUUCGCCUUUAUUCAUUACCGAAAAGAUUGGAGCCAGUGAAAAAUAAAAAAUUUAAGUGCAAUAUAUUUUGUUUAAUCCUGAGACUAAAGUCAGAAUCCUGAAAAUAAAUAAAUAAGAAUAUCGCCUUAAUUUUUUCUGAAUUCUGACUUUGAUCUCAGGUUAAAAAAAAUGUCACCAUAAUUUUUUUUCUUAUUUUGCCUUAAUUUCUUUUAAAAUGUUGCCUUAAAUUAAGGCGAAACAUUUUUUUGUCUUAAUUUUUAUUUUUUUCUGUGGCCCUAAACCUCUCCCGUGAUACGUAGGACAGCUGAAGAGAGACAGGGCAGUUGGGGAGUAGAGGGUGGGGGAAGACUUGCAGCAAAGGGCUGUUACUGGGAGUUAGACCAGCGACCGCUGCGACGAGGACCACAGCCUCUGUAUAUGGGGCCUGUGUUUAAACCGCUGGCCAGCGGCGCCCCCGAACAUGUAUAGGAUUCUUAACCUCAUCAAACUCGUCUUGUUAGCUCUUUAUUUAGCGUUGUUUGCACUAGUGUUCAUUCAUCUCUGUAAAGGAUGAAUGGAACGCCAAGUCAGUGGAUUACAAUCAGAGAAACUCAGACCAGAAUUUGCACCCGAAGGACAUUCCAGAAAAAAUGCUGCACAAACAAAAAACGAAGGGAUGCAAAAUCUUAUCGUUUGAGACCUGUUCUGAGCUUGGAGGUUUCUGCAGUUUGACCGUCACUCAGUCUGAAACUGGGCCUGAACAGGGAACACGAAAUCUGAAUGAAGCUGAGUGGCAAUGAGCUUAAUGUGACCGGACGCUCUGUGUCUUCAAACUUUUAUGUCUCUGAUUAAUAAAACCUCUGAUGGAUGGUCUGGUGUUUACAUCGUAGUGUCCCUGUGCCUUUAAAUGCUCACACUGUACAACAGUAACAUGUCUGUAAUGCUGAACACACUUUACAGUUAUAUUUGCACUCCUUUAUUUACACGUCAGUAUGUGUGUACUGUAUAUAAUACCAUUGCCUUAAACUGACUCACAGAGGUUUACAUGUUUGUGAUGUUAACAGCUGCAUCAAAUGUGGACAUUUGUAAUAAAUGCUUUGAUUUCUC